Molecule: messenger RNA, 2545 nt
Organism: Globicephala melas (long-finned pilot whale)
Lineage: Eukaryota; Metazoa; Chordata; Mammalia; Artiodactyla; Delphinidae
Gene: VGLL2
Product: vestigial like family member 2
Biological process (GO): regulation of transcription by RNA polymerase II
Cellular component (GO): nucleus
Source: RefSeq, a predicted model, not a curated record
GGGGUGGGAAGGGAGCGUGCGAGCGGGAUCCCGAGCCGCGGAGCACGCUGCCCCUCGCUCCGCCGCGGAUGACUUGGGAGCUCGGGUCCAAGUGCCGCCCAUGCAGCAUCCCUGCCCUCCGCCGCCCGAGAGUUGAUGAUAAAACACUUAACCGUCUCCGCUGCGGGAAGCCAUGAGCUGUCUGGAUGUUAUGUACCAAGUCUAUGGUCCUCCCCAGCCUUACUUCGCAGCCGCCUACACCCCUUACCACCAGAAACUAGCCUGUUACUCCAAAAUGCAGGAAGCACAGGAGUGCAACGCCAGCCCCAGCAACAGCAGUGGCAGUGGCAGCUCCUCCUUCUCCAGCCAAACUCCGGCUAGUAUAAAAGAAGAAGAAGGCAGCCCGGAGAAAGAGCGCCCACCAGAGGCGGAGUACAUCAACUCCCGCUGCGUCCUUUUCACCUAUUUCCAGGGAGACAUCAGCUCUGUGGUGGACGAACACUUCAGCCGGGCCCUGAGCCAGCCUAGCAGCUAUUCCCCAAGCUGUACAAGCAGCAAAGCCCCACGGAGCUCCGGGCCCUGGCGGGACGGCUCCUUCCCGAUGAGCCAGCGCAGCUUCCCCGCCUCCUUCUGGAACAGCGCUUACCAGACGCCGGUGCCCGCGCCUCUGGGCAGCCCGCUGGCCGCCGCUCACUCGGAGCUGCCCUUCGCCGCAGCCGACCCCUACUCGCCGGCCGCGCUGCACGGCCACCUGCACCAGGGCGCGGCAGAGCCCUGGCAUCACGCGCAUCCCCACCACGCGCAUCCGCACCACCCUUACGCGCUGGGCGGCGCCCUCGGCGCCCAGGCCGCCGCCUACCCGCGGCCCGCAGCCGUGCACGAGGUCUACGCGCCGCACUUCGACCCGCGCUACGGGCCGCUGCUGAUGCCGGCCGCCUCGGGGCGCCCGGCCCGCCUCGCUCCCGCGCCGGCCCCCGCGCCCGGCAGCCCGUCCUGCGAGCUCUCGGCCAAGGGUGAGCCGGCCGGCGCCACGUGGGCCGCGCCCGGGGGACCCUUCGCGAGCCCCACGGGGGACGUGGCCGGGGGUCUGGGCCUCAGCGUGGACUCAGCUCGUCGUUAUUCCCUCUGUGGUGCAUCCCUUCUGAGCUGAUCUGCUGACCCAGGGUUUCCCCUUCCCUUUCCCUUCUGACCAGCCAUGGAGGCUGGCAUCUGUGCCUCUCACUUCAUGGAUGAGGACAUGGGGGAAUGCAGAGACUUCAAACUUCUCCGUGUAUUGGGAAAACCAGAACACACAUCGACAGAAUGUUCAUCUAAAAAUAAUUCCUUCUGCCAAAGAGGAAAUCCAAAGACUCUGAAUGAUGCUUAAUGACUUUUGGGCAAAUCACUGGAAAUAUCCAUGGUGAUCACUUAGGUGACAUGAUAUCAUAGUUUUCUUGGAAAGAGGGAAAGAAAAAGAGAUGUUUUGGUGUGAAUAUUUUUUAUGCUGAUGUGAAUUAUUUCAUUAAGUAGUGUGAUCAUAGCACUGCCAACGUCAAUAUCCUCAGACUGAAAUGUAUUUGUAUUUGCAUCAAAGACUGUGGUAGAGAAGUCAAAAGAAGCCAAUUCCUUCUUCCUCACCUGUAGCCUCCAGCUCCUUUCCUGCCCGCUCCCUCCCUACAACACCCACUCCAGACACAAAGACACACUUUUUCCUUCGGACUGUGAACGUGGAAGCCUCAGCCUGAAUGUGAGCAGCAAGUGGCUUAUCUGGAGCCACCUGCCUGAGUCUUACUGAAAUGCAGCUGUUGUAGGACAACUGUUUAAAACUCCAGAAAUACAUCGACCAAAGGGGGCACUUCCCAGUGUUUGGCACAGCAAUUGCAGUUGCACUGGAUAUGUUUUAUACGUGUGUGUGUGUGUGUAUAUAUCAUAUUUUUUACAAAGAACAUUUUAUGAUGAAAGAAGAAACUCUCUCUGCCUUCUCUCCCACAAAUUCUGUCCCUCCCUCUAUCCUCCUUUGGAUGAAAACAAGUAAGCAUCAAGAGGCCCCAGUUGUCUCCAAGAAGAAGAACUAGGAGUCACCAGAAGGGGAAGAGAUGCCCAUGGAGUCUCUGGUACCUCGAAUAUUCUUCUCAGUCUCUGUGGUCAUGGUUUGGUCACUUUAGUGUUGGGACAGGGGAAGGGGUACACAUGUGGGCAAAACUGAAGGGGAUGAGGAAGAAGAAACGAACAUUAAAGAUGUUUGUUUACCACUAGGUCGCUGUGUUAUUUCUUAAAAGGAAAACAAAUACCUUAUUUUCUCUCUAAUAGCAUAAAAUAAUUUAUAGUAGUAUGAUCUGAUGUCAGGAAGUAAAAUUACUUCGUAUAUAUAUUUUUGGUUUUCCAAAGUGAUUGUCAUGCUGUGAAACCUGUGAACCCCUUUCCACCUCAUGUCAACCCUGGAGAUGAGAAGUUGGGUAUCCCCCCUCCUUUUUACGGAUAAGAAAAUGGUAGCCCACGGAAGGCCAGGUUAUCUGAUGGCCUUCAUCAAGUAAAAGCAGAGAUGUAUAGAAAACACUACUUGUAUACCAUUGAGUCAGAUACACAC